Triticum aestivum (bread wheat) is the source of this 1288-nucleotide messenger RNA. Its product is annotated as transcription factor bHLH52-like. NCBI's taxonomy places the organism in Eukaryota, Viridiplantae, Streptophyta, Magnoliopsida, Poales, Poaceae. The coding region runs from base 153 to 965 and encodes 270 amino acids. Gene Ontology annotation, cellular component: nucleus. The transcript has 2 exons. Gene Ontology annotation, molecular function: DNA-binding transcription factor activity, RNA polymerase II-specific; protein dimerization activity; RNA polymerase II cis-regulatory region sequence-specific DNA binding. Gene Ontology annotation, biological process: regulation of transcription by RNA polymerase II. The record is from RefSeq and is a predicted model, not a curated record.
UUGCCGGCAGUUGCUAACACACAGCGUACGGUUCCCUCUUCUGUCCAAGGCGGUUCAGUUGACGCUCUGCUCUCCGUGUAGGCUGUAGGCUGCAAGCCAGCGCGCGACAGCAACCGACCGCCCACGCUCCAGUACGCGCGCGCGCGUCGUCCAUGGCGGUGAGCUUCCACCCGGCAUUUCCAUUGGCAACCGCGCCGCCGCUGCCCCACCACCUCGACGCCGCCGCCGACCCGGAGGUCGCCGACGCGCUCCUCGGCUUCCUCUGCGACCCGAUCGACCCCGCCAUGGACGCCGGCAUCGACGGCUUCCUCGACCUCAGCCCCGUCGACCCCGACGAUGGCGCCGACGUCGACGACCUGCAGCCGUGCGCCAAGAGGCCGCGAGCCGGCUGCGGCGGCGGCGACGACGGCCACGCGUGGCUCGACUUCGAGGGCGUCGAUGGCCAGCCAUGGAGGCCGGAGUUCGCGACCGAGUUCGUCCUGCCACUGCCCCCGCCCCCGCCGCAGACGCCUCACGCGGGGUUCGUGCGCGGAGCGGACGCGAGGAGAACCGAGGGCAACGGGCGCGUGGGCCAGACCGCGCCAAGCGCGGCGGCGAGGGAGCGCCGGAGGCGGAUCAGCGAGAAGACGGCGGAGCUGUCGCGCCUGGUCCCCGGCGGCCACAGGCUGAACACCGCCGAGAUGCUGCAGGAGGCCGGCCGCCACGUGAAGCUCCUCCAGGCCCAGGUCGGCGUGCUCGCGCUCAUGCGCACCCUCGAGCAGGAGAAGAUCGUACCGCCCGUGGCGAGAGAGCGAAUGCACGCGCUGCUGACCUGCGGCGGCGUGCAAGAGCGGCUGGCGGCGGAGGGCAAGUGUCUGGUGCCGAGGAACCUGGUGGAGGCCAUGGCCGAGGACAAGGCCGUCAGGUCCAACGCACCGCUGAUCAGAGACCUCACCCGGUUCAACGAGUCGCUGCCGGAGCAAUAGCUGCCGGACGCGGAGUCUCCGACCACGGCAGCAACGCGCGCGCUGCGCAUCCGUGACCGUGUGCGUCUCGACCAUGCACGCACGGUGGGUCGUUGUCGGUUUUUGAAGACAACAAUCGUCGUGCAUGCGCCGCCGCUGCUAUCCCUGUGUUUUUUUGGUUCUGAUAAGAUGCAUCCAUGUGUGUGCAUAGCUAAUCGAUAGGUUAAUUAGGUGUAGGCAUCACGGUUAAUUUAGAUCUGUUUGAUUCAAGCUAAAUGUAGUAACACCGCAUGACACCGUCUGAACACCGCUCGAUUUUGUAAGGGCAUGUAUGGGACGAUGGA